This is a messenger RNA of Trichoderma virens Gv29-8, 2854 nucleotides long. RefSeq lists its product as uncharacterized. Gene Ontology annotation, cellular component: DASH complex; mitotic spindle pole body; mitotic spindle. Gene Ontology annotation, molecular function: nucleic acid binding. The transcript has 8 exons. The coding region runs from base 1 to 2568 and encodes 855 amino acids. Lineage: Eukaryota; Fungi; Ascomycota; Sordariomycetes; Hypocreales; Hypocreaceae. The record is from RefSeq and is a predicted model, not a curated record. Gene Ontology annotation, biological process: attachment of spindle microtubules to kinetochore.
AUGUCUCAACAAAGCGUCGCGCCGCAGCGCAAUCUGAGCUUGACAGAAGAGCUGGAGAAGCUGGAGCAAUCCAUCACUCUGACGCUGCAAGAGAUUGAUCACAAUUUCAGCAAGGCCCAUAGGAUCGUAACAACGGGCAUCUUGCCGCUGGUGGAGCAGUAUGGAGAGCACUCGCGAGCUGUUUGGGAAGCUUCCAAGUUCUGGAAACAAUUUUUCGAGUCAUCCGCAAACGUGUCUCUCUCCGGCUAUGAAGACCAGGCGAACGGGAACCAAGACGAGACGAGCGCAGAAGAGAGCACCGCCAUGCAAGACGAGAUGACAAUUGACGUAACGGCCGACUUGGAGGAAGAGGCAACGAGGGUCAGCGCCGCUGGGCACCACUCGGCACUGCAUGGCGAUGAAUCAAUGCUAAACGACGCCGAGCUGGCCGGAAGCACGCCUCGUCCCCCGGCCAGUCGAACCAACAAAGCCGACGUAUCCCAGCUUGAAUCUUCUUACGAGGCCAUGAGGCGGGAGAUGGCUGAUGAAGAGGGCGCUACGAUGGCGGCGCAGGAAUCAGAUGGAGAAGAGGACUCUUCUAUCCUGUUUGCGCAGCAUACGGCACGACUACCGGAUAUAUCAGCAACACCAAGGGGUCUGCCGAACCUGCAAAACAGAGGCGAAUCGGGCCAGCGCAACAAGGAUCCUCUAUUGCAUCGCGUCCUUGACAAAACUUACCGGUUGCAGGCGACGCCUCACAAAUCGAGCGUUCGAAUAUCUCCUCUGAAAGGCAAGCAGCCGGAGUUGCCGCCGCCGCAGCAGAGAGAUGUGCCAAUGUGGCAGGACGAUCCCAUGUCGUCUCCCGAGAUUGCCAUUCCAAAACUGCGAAGCGAAGCUUUCAUGUCCCCGUACAAGGGUAAUGCAAGACAGCGCCUAGCAGCAGCAAGUCAGGCUCCUAGAACGCCUGGUGUCAGCGUGCAGACCCCUGCCGCUGCGAAAAAGACGAAAGACGUGUUUGCCAUGGAGGGGGUUGCAGCCUCUGGGGGAAAGACGCAUGAGAUUGACUGGGACAGCGAUGACGAUGAUAAUCUCGGCAUGAGCCCGCCCAAGACAAUCCAGUUUGCACUACCGCCCUCGAAACUGCUUCAGACGCCGGGCCUGGACUUCAUCGUCGGUCUUCCGCUGGCAGCGGACGAUUCCGACGCUAUUCUGCUCAUAGUCGAUAAACUUACCAAAUUCGUCAGGUACCUCGUCGGGAAGACAACGUGGACGGCGGAACAAUGGGCAUCAGAAUAUAUCGAGCGAGUGUAUCUGGAUUGGGGAUUCCCAUACAUAUUCGAGUCAUUGUGCCAGGUCGCCGAAAUCCACACUCACACCAGUGUCGCAUACCAUCAGCAAGCCAACGGGCAGAGUGAGAGAGCUAUACAGACAGCUACUCACAGCUUGCGAGCACUAAUGGGGAGUAAAUACGACCAGGGACAUUGGCCUUCGUUGUUGCCGCACGCUGUACACGCCCUAAACGCCUCUGUACAUUCUACAACCACAUACUCGGCCUUCGAACUUCUGUAUGGGAGGAAAGCGGCGCACUUUCUGUCGGCCAAUCGUCACCAUGGUCUCCGUUCACUUUAUGACAGGUCGAGGCUCAUCAUGGACUCUAUGAACCCCUCGAUCGUGUGGUAUUGUCGUCAUCAUGGGACCCCAACCGCGCGUCAAUACUACACCACGAUGCCUCCGAUCGAUCGUUACGCGGCUGAACGCCGUCGCUUACAGACAAUGUCCAGGCCCUUCCUCGAUGAUGAGUACAUGAAGGGGCCACCCCGAUUUAGGGGCCGAGAUUUUAACCACCCACGGCUUCGCCGCUGCUCCUUUGAUCCGAAGACUCUUGUUUUUGAGUCUCGACUUGGAGGCGGAGCCGAUGGCUACGUCUGGAAGGUCAAAUUCGGCGAAGAAGGACCAUUCGCUUUGAAAGUUUACUGGGACCAAGUGCCUCCCCAGGAGUUUGGAACAUACUACUCGAUGCAGCGGGAGUGCCAAAAUGCCGCCGUCCUCCAGAUGAUGGAGGCAUCCGUGGCGACUGAGCCUGUUUUGGUGUACGAUCAUCCCGUGGGAAAACGGGAUGCCACGGAGAACUAUUUCGCAUUCUGCGAAGAAAAUUGCGUGGGCAAGCUUAAGUUGGAUGACAGCGUGGAGAUGCCGCCUCCAGGCACCAAGUUCAUCUCGCAGAUGCCGCGCAUGGCCAAAUGCUUCGGCUGGCUGCAGCUCCAUAGUGAUCUGUGGGAAGAGCUUCCCAUCAGCUUGCAUGCUACGCACAAGGAGGUUCACAAGGUCAGGAAGCUUAUUGGAAGCCACAUGAACUGCAUCGCGGUCGUCUACGAGCUGAUUGAAGACGGCGAAAACACUGCAGCCACUGUGGAGGAGGUGGACACCUUUCUCUGGCACGCAGGCUUUGCCUACACGAUUGAGCCGCAUGCACGCAACUGGAAGAGCGGCAUCUUGGUUGACCAUGCCGAGAUUGUUCAUGUUCUUGGAUAUGGAUGGGACGAGGAUGAUUACAUGAAGAGAACUGCGGAGCAGAUUUUGGCUGAAUAGAGUGCCUGGAUGGACUCCAUUCACGAUCCUCUGGAUCUUUGAGGCUCUCGAUGGACAAUAUUGUAUCAUCGACAGCAUUAUGUCAAUGAGUGCGAUUGGGCUGACCCUAUGCAUAAAAUGGGCCGCCAGGAUAUAAUGGAUCAUGCAAGGGCAUAGAUGGGAUUGUUUGGGAUUGUUUGGGAUUGUUUGGGAAGCGAUAUGACUGUGCACCAGAUUGUGAUAGUAACAGCACUAGUCAACGCAUAUAGGAUACUGUUUUGAUAUUUGAAUUGAUUCGUUCUGUUUU